This is a messenger RNA of Dimorphilus gyrociliatus, 1679 nucleotides long. The record is from the annotation of a GenBank genome assembly. Lineage: Eukaryota; Metazoa; Annelida; Polychaeta; Dinophilidae.
AGUACGGGCGUCGACAGCAGCAGGUGCAGCACAGAGACGUAGAAGAGGUAAGUUGUUCAAUAUAUUAAUUUUCUGCGAUUCAACCGGUUGAUUAAAUAAUGCAAUUCAUGUUACAAUAGUAUAGUACAAGUAGUUUAUUUUAUAUAAGUAUAUAAGAAAUGACGUUUAAUAGGAAAAAGAGAAAAAAUCGAAAGUUUCACUCCCGGAGGGUUUACUGACAUACUUUUCAAUGAGAACAUUUUGCAUAGUGGUAGGCAUCGUCGGUGAUCGAUAUAGAACGCGCACUGCGUUUAGAUGUGUCUAUAGAUAUAAGGAGAACAUGAGAUGGAAGAAGGGAUAGGCGACCUUGAAAAAGCGUUUCUUGUUUCUAACCGCUAAUGCCAUAUAAUGAGCUUCAAGCAAAAACAAUUUUACGAGUUAGAUUCUUACGUCGUUUAAACUGAUUGAAUUUUAAAGAACUUGUAUGCACCGAGCUGUUUGUAGCAAUCAGCAAAAUCCGUAAUCAAUAUUCUUAGCUAGCGUUCUGCAUUUUUACCCGCCGCUUAUUUGUAAAGAGAGAAGAGGGAAUAAUGAAUCGUCAAUUGGGCCUUCCCUCACCAACUUCCCCGAGCCCAAGCCCAUCGUCGUCUCCAAGGCCAUUCAGAAAAAGAAGACAAAUGAUUGACUCAGAUGACAGUGACGAUAACCUUUGUCCUCCAAAAUCACCAUGCCAAUCACCAAUUGUAUCCCCAUUGGGAUCGCCUCGUUCAGCAAGCCCUGCCCCUGCAUUCGACUUUUCUUGGCUUGGAGAUAGCGUACUGCCGGCAGUAACCGUCUCUCCGCCGAAUUGCGGAGCUGAAGCGAUGGAUAUGUUUCCCGCCAAUAUAACUCGGUGCCGUCAAGAUUCAGUUGACUCUGGAGGAACGUUUAGUACCAGGUCGCGAGAAAAUUCUUUUGAUAGUAUUAGCACCUGGUAUCGAUCGCGAGAAGGAUCAUAUGAUUCAAGUUGGUAUCGGUCUAGAGAAGGUUCCUGCGAUAGCAACGCUUCAAGGGACAGUGGUUUGGGCUGGAACUAUCGGCUGCCUCCCGAUCCCAGAUCGCUUCAUGCCUUUUUCGGCGUUGCAGCGGAACAGCGUCGGAAUUCAAUGGAUCUAUUUGAUGAACAGGCAGAAGAAAAGACACACUUGCAAAUUGCUAGGAAUAAGCUAGCGCUAGCCCUUCCCCAAUGUACUACUGUUAGGUCGGAGAGGAGGCGGUCAUCGUGUAAGGAAAUUACAUUAACGCUAUUUCCUAGAUGUAUAGAGGAGGAAGAUUGUCAACCUCUUUACGAAACAAUUGAAUCUAAAAGACGUUUCAGUCUUGGUCAAACGUCUCCUGAUCAGGGAACAUCGCCUUCACCUAAAUCUCCUGAGAGUCCUCGACCGCGUCAUAUGUUAUCUAGAUCAUUGAGCGCUGAUACGGCUUCGACAACCUUGGCAGAAAAAUGUCAAGAAGAAGGUUUGUACGAUUCCCUACCGGAUUUAUCGAGGGCUACCAUAAAAGAUUUAACAAGACGAGCUCAGCGAAGAGGAGCUGUUUGCUAUUCUGAUCUCGACUCGGCCUUGACAAGUUUACGGCAUCUCUCGGUUGACGAGCAAGAUGAUAUAGAAAAUGACGAUUUAGCCGAAGAAGAAGAAGAAGAAGAAGAGGGAAAUACGUAG